This is a messenger RNA of Acytostelium subglobosum LB1, 1428 nucleotides long. RefSeq lists its product as hypothetical. The transcript is spliced from 3 exons. The annotation marks the transcript as partial. Gene Ontology annotation, biological process: protein phosphorylation. The record is from RefSeq and is a predicted model, not a curated record. Gene Ontology annotation, molecular function: cyclin-dependent protein serine/threonine kinase activity; ATP binding; RNA polymerase II CTD heptapeptide repeat kinase activity. Gene Ontology annotation, cellular component: nucleus; mediator complex. NCBI's taxonomy places the organism in Eukaryota, Evosea, Eumycetozoa, Acytosteliales, Acytosteliaceae.
AGGUGUAUAGGAAUAAUGAGUAGUUAUCAACAACAGCAACAACAACAACAACAACAUAUAAAUUACCAACAGCAACAGGUACAGCAGGUCCAACAACAGCAGAUAUACCAACAGCAACAGCAACAGAUACACCAACAACAUCAACAACAGCAACAGCUGCUACAACAGCAACAACCACAACAUCAACAACAACAGUUACACCAUCAUCAAAUGCAACAACAGCAACAACAACAGCCACAACAACAACAUCAACAAAUGCAACAACAAUAUCAACCAAUUGUACAGACAUCCACAUCUCGUUUGGAUGUGAGCGAGAAGUAUUCAUUCAACUAUGAGGUCGGCUCUGGCACCUAUGGUAUGGUGUACAAGGCCGACGACAGGAAGCGACCAAACACUCGAGUGGCUAUCAAGAAGUUUCGCAGUACAAAGGAGGGUGAAGGCAUCUCUCUGACAGCUAUUCGCGAGAUAGGACUACUGAAAGAGAUGAUGCAUGAGAAUAUAGUAAAGGUACAGGACAUCUGUUUGAAUCCAAAGGACAAGUCCCUCAAUCUUGUGUUUGACUAUGCAGAGUUUGAUCUCUUUGGCAUCAUCAAGUUCCACAGAGAUCACCCAUCAACUCUAUGCCCUGAUCAUACAAUCAAGUCGCUAGUAUGGCAGAUCCUAAAUGGUAUACAUUACUUACAUAGCAAUUGGGUGAUACAUCGCGAUCUCAAGCCCAGCAACAUCUUGGUGAUGGGCGAAGGCAAGGAGUUUGGCAUGGUAAAGAUUGGCGACUUUGGACUGGCGCGCAUCUUUCAGUCGCCACUACGUCCACUUCACGAGAAUGGAGUCGUUGUCACUAUAUGGUAUCGAUCACCGGAGCUCUUGCUUGGCUCCAAACACUACACUAGUGCCGUGGACAUUUGGGCCAUCGGUUGUAUAUUCGCCGAGCUGAUAACGACAAAGCCGCUGUUCCCUGGACGCGAGAAGGACCCCAAACAGCCAUCACUCUUCCAAGACGACCAAGUAGACAAGAUCAUCAAGGUGCUGGGGAAGCCCAACUUGGAGAUGUGGCCAGACGCCAAGCAUCUCCCAGAGUGGAAGAAGAUGGCUCAAUGGAAAGAUGAACCCUACGAGAACAACCUGGCCAAGUGUCUUGGUAUUGAUCAGAACAGCGCAGCCUAUGACCUUAUCCUAAAGAUGAUACAAUACGACCCUUCUAAAAGGAUAUCAGCGCAAGAGGCAUUGGACCAUCCAUACUUCAAAGAACCUCCUAUACCUAAUGCAAAGUAUGUUGUAGUAUUGGUUGCGGCAACCUCUGAAUGUUUGAUUGAUCAACUAACAUCACAUCCCCUUUCCUCCCACUCAUUGACAGCUCGUUUGGCACGCACGGUAAGAUACUGUACCCAACGAGACAGCAACAAAAGAAAAAGAAGGACUCUGAGGAAU